Stegostoma tigrinum is the source of this 1492-nucleotide messenger RNA. RefSeq names its product histone H3. Gene Ontology annotation, molecular function: DNA binding; protein heterodimerization activity; structural constituent of chromatin. Lineage: Eukaryota; Metazoa; Chordata; Chondrichthyes; Orectolobiformes; Stegostomatidae. Gene Ontology annotation, cellular component: nucleosome. The transcript has a single exon. Bases 907 to 1317 code for a protein of 136 amino acids. The record is from RefSeq and is a predicted model, not a curated record.
UGUCUUGUUAAGAAAGGCCUGAUCAUGGGCGUUUAAUUGUAUCACAACUGCUUUGAAAAAAAGUCCCUGUUUUUAUCUGCUUCGAACAUGAAGCUCGAGAUCGCAGUUCUUUUGCCGAAAAUUGUGUUCACUGCAUUGUGGAGAAUAGUUUUAUUUACAGAUCCAGUUGGGGGCUGGAGUUAGCAUAUAUUGCUGUAUUUGUAUUUCAUUAACCGUUACAGGAAUGAUAUUUCUUUCAGUUUUGAUUCUGGGACAACUGUGAAAGUUUUAAUUUACUUUCCAUCAGCCUGUUGCAGGAAGCAACGCCAAAUUAUCUUGGGACUAAUUAUAACCUAGGCGAAAGGUAGAAAUGCCGCUAAAUUGAGUUUGUGUAACUUUAUUCGUUACACUGUGUUGCACCAUAUUAGCUUUUAAAAUGCUUUAUUCGGCGGUAUUUAGAUGCAUUAACGGCAGUUAUACGUUCCGUUCAUCAUGUUUGUCCGGCUGUAUUACACGCCCUCCCCCUUUCCUCACGCCUGUUACAGACAGAUGAGGCAGUCCUGUCGUCCUGUCUCCGCUGAUGUAGAGUUUGUUCAAAAAACUUAGUUUGCAAAGUACACGAUUUGAUCGGAGGCGGACUUUAUUAUCCUUUUAAAUAUUUACUUUAAACUCAGGAUCGCGAGGGUAAAAUCGGCGGGCUUUUUGAAAGAGGCCAACUGUCAUUUCAAGUUAACCAAUCAGCCUCCAAAAAAUAUUAUUCGGCCUUUUCUGUCCCUUCCGGAGCUGUUUCUCAGGGGAUUGAGGGACGGGACUGUAUCCAAUCCCAGCUCUAGGGCGGGCUCUCCAUUCCCUUAAAUAGGCAGCGCAGCAGCGGCGUCGGCAUUGACAGCAGCAGCUUGUGUGUGUGUUGUAGAGAGUUGAAGAGGAAUGGCUAGAACCAAGCAGACAGCGCGCAAAUCCACUGGAGGGAAAGCUCCCCGCAAGCAGCUGGCGACCAAAGCGGCCCGCAAGAGCGCUCCGGCCACGGGCGGAGUGAAGAAGCCUCAUCGCUACAGGCCCGGCACGGUGGCUCUGCGGGAGAUCCGCCGCUACCAGAAAUCCACCGAGCUGCUGAUCCGCAAACUGCCGUUCCAGCGCCUGGUGCGGGAGAUCGCUCAGGACUUCAAGACCGACCUGCGCUUCCAGAGCUCGGCCGUAAUGGCCUUGCAGGAGGCCAGCGAGGCUUACCUGGUGGGGCUGUUUGAGGACACCAACCUGUGUGCCAUCCACGCCAAGCGGGUCACCAUUAUGCCCAAAGACAUCCAGCUGGCGCGGCGGAUCCGCGGGGAGCGCGCCUAAACGGAGCGUGCCCGGCCCUGCACAUUCACCCCGAGAAACGCAACGGCUCUUUUCAGAGCCACUAAACUGUCCCGAGAGAGCAGCAAUCGAUUGGCAAUGUUGGUUACUUUAUUAUGCGCCCAGUUUUUUUCUGCUGUUGUAUUGUGUCGUUUCGUCUGUUAUUAAACAAUUUCAA